Messenger RNA from Phalaenopsis equestris, 3108 nucleotides. Its product is annotated as AMP deaminase. Lineage: Eukaryota; Viridiplantae; Streptophyta; Magnoliopsida; Asparagales; Orchidaceae. Gene Ontology annotation, molecular function: AMP deaminase activity. Gene Ontology annotation, biological process: IMP salvage; AMP metabolic process. The transcript is spliced from 20 exons. Gene Ontology annotation, cellular component: cytosol. Bases 137 to 2785 code for a protein of 882 amino acids. The record is from RefSeq and is a predicted model, not a curated record.
UUUCCUCUUCCCAGCACCCACUUCCCACCAUCCCCUGUUUCUAUAAAUACGCAGCUCUCUCCCUCCUCCCAUCUUCCCCUACCCCUAUACCCCCUUGUCUUCUCCGACAAAAUUCUAUUGUUUCAAGAAGACACGGAUGGAUUCUUAUCCGCUGCACCUCGCCAUGGCGGCGCUUGUUGGCGCCUCCUUCGUCGCCGUCUCGGCCUACUAUAUGCAUCGUAAAACCCUAACGCAGUUGCUGGAGUUUGCUCGCGCGGUGGAGAUGGAACGCGAGCGCGACCGGGCUGGGACCACUGGCGCUGGUGGGGUUGCGGAGGAGGACUGCGGAGAGAAGGACGGUGAGGGGUACAGGCGGCAGAGGGGUCAGGGCCAGUACCGGCGGAAGGGGAAGGGGUAUUUUGGGCGCAGCGGCGGGUCGCUCUCAAUGCCGGAUGUGAAGGCAGCGGUGGAGGAUGUUGGAGAGCAGGAGUAUGUCGAGGGGGAGGAGGGCCGGGCUGUGAUGAACGGGCCGUUGUCUGCUGCUCCUCUGGAGGAUCAUAGGAACCAGCUAGUUCCGCCGGGCCUACCCCGUCUUCGCACUGUGCUAGAAGGCAAAAAACAAUCAUCUGGAAUAAAUGCAAACAAAAGAGCCAGUCAUGCUAUCAGACCUUCAUCGCCGAAGUCUCCAAGUGCUAGUGCUUUUGAGAGCUUGGAGGCAUCAGAUGAAGAAGAUAAUUUGGACAUGGAUGCUAAGAUUGAUAGUUCCUAUUUGCAUGUCAAUGGAGAUAUUGCAUCAGAGCACAUUAAUUUGUUUCAAGCUACCUCAGACAGCAUUAUUGUUAACGCAGAGGCGAAGCCAUUGCCUUCUGCUAACAUGAUACGGUCACAUAGUGUUUCCGGCGAUUUGCACGGUGUUCAGCCGGAUCCAAUUGCUGCUGAUAUUCUGAGAAAAGAGCCUGAACAAGAGACAUUUAUCAGACUUAAAAUCACGCCAAAUGAGACACCAUCCGUGGACGAAGUUGAGGUUUACAAAAUUGUUCAGGAAUGCCUUGAGAUGAGACAAAGCUAUUUAUUUAGAGAAGAAAUUGCUCCAUGGGAGAAGGAAAUCAUAACUGACCCAAGUACACCAAAACCCAACCCAAAUCCUUUUGCUUAUGCAGCUGAGCAAAAAACUGAUCAUACUUUCCAAAUGGUUGAUGGGGUUGUGCAUGUUUAUCCGAAUGCAAAUUCUAAAGAGAGGAUAUAUUCUGUUGCUGAUGCCACAACCUUUUUUACGGAUUUGCAUCACAUACUACGGGUACUUGCAGCGGGAAAUAUCCGAACUCUUUGUCAUCAUCGGUUAAAUCUUCUUGAACAAAAAUUCAAUCUUCAUUUGAUGCUCAAUGCGGAUAGAGAAUUUCUUGCGCAGAAAACUGCACCUCAUCGUGAUUUCUAUAAUGUUAGGAAGGUUGAUACUCAUGUUCAUCAUUCAGCAUGCAUGAACCAGAAGCAUCUUUUAAGAUUUAUUAAAUCAAAGUUGAGGAAAGAACCUGAUGAGGUUGUAAUUUUUAGAGAUGGAACUUACUUGACUCUAAAAGAGGUUUUUGAGAGCUUAGAUUUGACUGGGUAUGAUCUUAAUGUUGACCUACUAGAUGUUCAUGCUGACAAGAGUACCUUUCAUCGUUUUGACAAGUUCAAUCUCAAGUACAAUCCGUGCGGCCAGAGCAGGCUUAGGGAAAUUUUCUUGAAGCUGGAUAAUCUCAUCCAAGGUCGUUUUCUUGCUGAACUGACAAAGCAAGUAUUUUCUGAUCUGGGUGCAAGCAAAUACCAGAUGGCUGAGUAUAGGGUUUCAAUUUACGGGAGAAAGCAGAGCGAGUGGGAUCAACUUGCAAGUUGGAUAGUAAAUAAUGAAUUAUAUAGUGAGAAUGUUGUGUGGUUAAUACAGAUUCCACGGUUAUAUAAUGUAUACAAAGAAAUGGGGAUUGUAACAUCAUUUCAGAGUUUGCUUGACAAUAUUUUUCUUCCUCUUUUUGAGGUUACUGUUGAUCCAGAUUCACAUCCGCAGUUACAUACUUUCUUAAAACAGGUUGUAGGUUUGGAUUUGGUGGAUGAUGAAAGCAAGCCUGAAAGACGUCCAACAAAACACAUGCCCACACCAGCCCAAUGGACCAAUAUUUUUAAUCCUGCAUUCUCAUACUAUGCCUACUAUUGUUAUGCAAAUUUAUAUACACUAAACAAGCUUCGCGAAUCGAAGGGCAUGAAUACCAUUAAGUUUCGCCCGCAUUCUGGGGAGGCUGGUGAUAUUGACCAUCUCGCCGCAACAUUUCUUAUUGCUCACAACAUUGCCCAUGGAAUUAAUCUGCGUAAAUCACCCGUCCUUCAGUACUUAUAUUAUCUUGCUCAGAUUGGUCUGGCAAUGUCACCUUUGAGCAACAACUCAUUAUUUCUGGAUUACCAUCGAAACCCUUUUCCUUUGUUUUUCCAAAGGGGUCUUAAUGUUUCUCUUUCCACUGACGAUCCUCUUCAAAUUCAUCUCACCAAAGAACCAUUGGUGGAGGAAUACAGCAUUGCAGCUUCAGUGUGGAAGCUAACUUCUUGUGAUUUGUGCGAGAUUGCAAGGAAUUCGGUGUAUCAAUCUGGCUUUUCACAUGCUCUUAAGUCCCACUGGAUUGGCAAAAGUUAUUACAAAAGAGGCCCCGACGGAAAUGACAUUCAGAAGACAAAUGUUCCCCACAUCCGAGUUGAAUUCCGCGAAAUGAUUUGGAGAGAGGAAAUGCGGCAGGUUUAUCUCGGCAAGCCCAAAAUAUCUGAAACGAUUCCGAAGUGAGGUUCACUCCCCUUCCAAGCAUCUUAUAUACUCUCAUCGCCUUAAUUUUAUGGAGGUCAACAGCCAUUGCGGCCUUCACUAGAGCCUAACUGAGCUUCUACCCAUGGUUGGCUUAAGAGUUCUUGUCUUGUUUUUUUCUCCAGUAAGUAUGGAUGCUGCUUAACUGGAGUUAGUUAUCAGCCUCGCAAUUUUGAUUAAAUUAUUACUAUGUUGAGUAAUUAUUGAAGCUGAUCUGCUGUAAGUCUUAUUGUAAUUUAUCUAUUACUCUUUAAGAGUCAGGAUGUAGUACUCUUUAAAAAAAUAAAUAAAUAAAAACUUUUUUU